Molecule: messenger RNA, 10339 nt
Organism: Homalodisca vitripennis (glassy-winged sharpshooter)
Lineage: Eukaryota; Metazoa; Arthropoda; Insecta; Hemiptera; Cicadellidae
Exons: 4
Coding region: 7-711 (234 amino acids)
Source: RefSeq, a predicted model, not a curated record
GCGUGUAUGCUGGAGCGCCGCCCCGGGCUUGUGUUGCAGUUGCUUUUGUCUGGCGCCUCUUACCGGGACACAGUCUUCCUCAGCCAAGGAAGCACCAUGAUCGGAGCCAUGCCCGCGGUUGCCGUGAGACACGAGAGGAGACGUCAAGAGAAGCGCAACAAGCGACCGAGCUUGCUCUACCUCCAGUCGCCACCCAGCCGAUCUCCCACGCCCAGCCCGCUCCAGAGCCCGCCGUCAGUGCCGUGCUCACAACCGCCACCCGAGGUCUACGUCUGUGGAAAGGUGUCGGUGUUGCAUAUCGUGGUGGUAUCCCUGCUCUUGGCCGCCGUGCUUCUGAUAGUAGGACUGGUUCAACUCAAGCCCGGUGCUGACGCCUCCCAACACCGCUUCGUGCUGCUCGGCUCGGGAGCAUUCAUGUUGCUGUUCGGCGUGCUGCUCGCAAUGGUGCGCUGCUGUGUACUGCCUUGGGCCAUCAAGAGGCGCCAUCGCCGCCGGAUCCGGAAAGGAAGCGCAGGAGUCGCAGGACUGGAGGACGGUAAGCCCCAGCCGAGAGCGAGUCUGGAUGUCGUUCCUCAUGAGACGCCCCAGACUCCUGGGCCUCAGACUCCAGGGCCCCGUAGUCACUCGGGCCCUCGGGGAAGCGUGACCCAGCCCCCCAGCGGUGGGCCCCUCUCCCCCACUCCUGCACAAGCUCCUGCUGAGACUGCCUAAACUGCUUCCCACUUUUAUAUUCGCCAAAUCUCAUCGCUUACACGUCAUGCAGUACUCACUCUGCCAUCCGCCAUUACGUAACGAGUUCCUCUUUGGAAUAUAUUCGGUUUUGUUUAUUAUUUUCAACCCUGUCAAAUCAGCUGUGCUUUACAGCAUAUUGGAGCCAGCUGAUUUAACAUUUGUUUGAAUACAGCUGAUUGGAUAUAUUCACCUACAUUAUCAUAUUUUGUAACUUAUGUUAGUUUGAUCCGACGUUAGAUUAGUUGUUAUAGGAAAAUUUUGAGAAAAAGUCGCUGUUACUUAUUUUUAUAUGGAUCUUAAUAUACACAAGAAGUAUUAAUGUACAAAGUAUACAAUAACUUCAAAUGUCCACAGUUUUAAAGAGAAAAUUAACAUAUGAAUUUUAUUGAGUUAGCCUUAAUUUUAAAUAUACUGUAUAUGUCUAUUAUAACCUUUUAUAUCACAAAGCUUAUAUAUCACUUCAUUUUCCACAAUUCCGAUAGUAAAACAGUUGUGUGCCUUUAACUGUUUAAUUUCACAUUCCAAAUCAUACUAUUUACUUAGUCGAUCUAUUAAUUUCAAUCAUAUAUUUUAUUUUACUUUUUCAUUACUCAUUUUCCUAUGUGAUAUCAUUAAAGACACAUAAUGAAUAAUUGCUUUUCUUUUUAUAUCAUGUUAGUACUGUAAUUAAGUUAUUAAAUAUAAUGAAACUGUCAAAACUUUGUCUAAAAUAAACAUAUGAUAAACUAAUUGAUUAUUUUCACUAUUUUAUAGUUUAUACCCACUUAAAAAAUUAGUUUGUAGCAUAUUUUAAAUGAAAAUAUAAAUUACAACAGCUUAAUUUUAAAUAUACAUAUAUUAGCUCUUGAAACAUUAUUACCAUGAUUACUUUAAAAUCAAAUAAUUUAAUACAAAAAUCUGUUACUAUAUUUUAAAAUAUAAAUUAUAAAAUCUACAAAUAAAUUAUUGAAAACUUAUAAAUUCAGUAAUUAUGAAAGGAAUUUUGAUAAUCCUAAACUCUUGUGUUCUGCUAUUGCCAUUUGUUAUGUAAGGAUUACCAGUGUCAAACUUAUGACAGAGUUAUCCGGUUUUAACCAUGUCUAUUGAAAACUCCAUUUUUACCCUCUUAAACUGUUAUGAGAGGAAAACUGAAAUUACAAAGAGGAGAAGUAUUAUUCACUAAUAGUGGUUUCUCUCCUCCUCCUUAUGACAAGUUCUUUUGGAGGGAUUUCCUUAAUUUCCUUAAGGAAAUUUGAGUAGAUGUACAAUUUUUUGUAAAAACUUUUUGGUAAAAAUAUGAUAAAUUGUUAAAACUAUCCCCUCUUCUCUGGGAGGUUAUUCAUACUGCUGAUAUGGUGUCAUUAUACUCCAAAUCAUAGAAAUAUACUUUCAAAAUUUAAGAACUACUGUAUUGAUUCAUAGGAAAUGAAUAGUACACCCAGAGCCUGAGGUCUCCAAAAUGUUUAGUGUGUUUUAUCUUGUUUUUACUUUAAAAAAAACUAUGUUAUGAUGGUCUUUAACUUACUCCAAUAUAAUCAACAACAACUGCGCUAUGUUAUGAGAAACCAAGGUCUCGUAUUCUAACACUAUCUUGCAUAAAAAUAUUACAUUUAUUUCCAUGUCUGUGUUUGCUUUAUUUCAAGUAGCCACAUAAAAAAUUCAGUGGUUGUUGUCUAUUCAGUAUGGUAUAUGAAUUAAAAUAUAUAAUAGACACACACAUUUUACACAUAGUAAAACAUUUUUAAAUCUAUAUAUUUUGUAUAAAAUAAACCCAUGGCACUUCCCCUGAUUGAAAAAUUAGAUUUUCGGGUCUUAUAUUGUGCAGAUUCCAUAACCCUAUCAGUUCUAAAUCACAAAACGGAAUUUACAACCACACAAAAAUGUGAUACUGCUUACUGAUAGGAAUCAGUAAGCAGUAUAUAGGAAUCAGUAUGAAACUGAUAGGAAUCAGUUUUAUGAGCUUACAAUGAUAACUAAAUGCGAUACUGAGUUAUUAGUGUAAUUGUGUGUGUUACAAAUCUGGAACUUCAGAAAAGAUUUAACACACAGACCUCCUGCUGUAAUAACUGUUAAAAGCAAUGAUCAGAAGACCAGAUCAAUCAAAGCUAGGAUAUUUAUGGGCCCUAGCACUAGCAAAUUCCGUUUGCUAGCCCUUGUUACUCAGAGAAACGUGUAAGUUUGGAUUGUCUUUGUCUUGGAGCUUUGCUUCAAUGUCAGUCAGAAAGUUAGCAGCCUCAUGUACAGAGCUCUUUGUGGAUUUCUUGCAAAAAAUUAAUAGACAUUAUGAAAAACUAAAGGAAACAUUAGUUACGAGGCCUUGAUAUCUCUUACUAUAUCAGGGGUAUAUAUUCAAUUUACUACUACUUUCGAUGUUUAAAUAUAUAUAAAUUUUGAUAAUAUAAACACAUCAAUAUGAUUCACACGAAAAUAAAAAAUAAAAAUCACUGUGAAAGACCAUAUAUAAUUUUCUUUCAUUUGGAGUCUUUUCAAUUAAAAUUUAAAAUACACAAAAUAUUUGAAUUAUUCUUAACUAUAUUUUAUAAUAAUUGAGACCAUUAAUGUACUUCCUUCAUUAUGUACUUUUUAUAUUUAUUAAUAGAUCCCAUUACAAUAUAAAUUUAAUCAUUUUAAAGAUUAGUAUAAUAUACUUAACAAACCAUUUUCAAUUUUUUAAUGAAUUUGAUAAAUGCCUGUAGUUACAUUUAAUUAUAUGAUAUAAUCCAAAUAAAAUAAUACUAAAUAAUAAUAAUACAUGUAAAGUCUACAAAUUAUGAUAACUAACAGCUUGACCUGUCGUCCUCUUAUGCACCUUAGAUGUAAGUCUUAGCUCGAUAGGUUAAUUGUAUUAAUCAUGUUCUGUUGUCCUUAGUGAUAAUGUCCUGCCUUGCUCUCUAUUGUACAUGGUAUAGGGUAAUACAUAAUGGAUGUAUAUAUUUUGUAAAAUCGUUGUAGAUCAAAUAAUAAAAAUUAAAUUACUUAAAUAUUUAUCGUAAUUAUCUGUUGUAUGGUUUCAUCCAUGGUUUCUUGCAUGAAUGAUUUAAUUUAUAUAUUUUUUAAUGUGGGUUGUUUGAUAACAACCUUUUGUGCCGUUGGUCAUAUGUACUUAGUUGUGUUACAACACAUCAUUCAAUAUAAGUAUGCCAUUUAAAACCAAAUUUAAACCAGAUUUUUAAUUUAAUUUUUCACUUCUGUAAUGAUUUUGCUAUAUUAUUAUACAAACAUAUAGUAAACAAAUUAGUUGUAAUACACAACUACAAUUUUGAAUAAGAUAGGUAUUUUAAAUUUGUGUAUUAUUUUUAACAACUAAAAUUUCAAUGAAAAUUAGAUAGUACAUUUUCAGACCCAAAACGAUUACCAAAAUAUUUUAUUACUCAUUGUGAAUUGCCCUGUGUUGAGGAAGAAGCAAUCCAUUAAUAAUUUGACUCUUCCAUCAUUAAGCACAAGUUUGUUUUGAAAAUAGGUGUAUAAUCCAACAUCUGUUUUUUAUUUGUUAGUUGGGGUUGUUAGAUGUAAUGAGAUAGAACAUUUAGGCUUGCUAGCCCUUUCAUAGUGGCUCUAUAUUGGUUCCUAGCAUGCUAGUGUAAAGCAUGUUUGUUAAAAAGUCAAUGAGAAAUUUGUGCGAUAACUUUUGCCCACUUGCAGCCAGGGAUUUCCAACGUUUAUAUUUGCUGCAACACAAAAUGCCAAAACCUUCAGUAUGCAUCUACUAAUUAGUUGCUACCAACUUUAAGGCAAUAACAGCUGGUUGCACUGUGAAUUAAUAGAUAAAAGUGCCAUGUUUUUAUUACAUAAGAGAUAUGGUAAUCAAAAAGGUACCUAAAAUUCCAUUUUGGGGCUAGUAACAGAAAAUAUAUGAACAACAGUAUUUUAUUACUAUAAAGGGACACUAUGGACUAGCAAAUGUUAUUAGCAGCUAAACACCCAAAUGUGUAUUGUGGGAUUUUAACCUAUUACUCUCUAAUUGAAUUAAAUUUCAAAAUCUCUGAGAGAUUCAUUGUCCUUUCAUCAAACUUCUUGUUAAUAAGACAUUAUUAGUUUUAUAUUUAUUAAACUAAAACAGAUUUUUAUAUUUAGAACAGUUUAAAUAUUUUAUUUUAUAAAUUAAGACCUAGUGGGCUGGUUCUAAUUCUGGAUUACUAAAUCGAAACAUUUUUGUGUAUUAAUAAAUUAGCCUAUUAAGGAAUGAUACACAAAUUGCAAUACUCAUAAAAAGUAACAUUAAUGCUAUACAGUGAAUCAGAAAUUAAAUAUUUAUAAAAUUAAUCAAAGAUAAUUUCUUAAUUAUAUUUUUAAAGUACAUUUAAAAGUGGAAAAACAAGUUUUUACUUCUGAAAGUUUAAAACUUCAGCUAAAAUAGUUUGCAAAGCUAAACAUAAGGUAGCUUUAAAAAUGUAUCACAAGCAAGCAAUGUAUGUAAGCUACAACAUUUAACUGAAUUUUCAUUUUCAAAUUAUUUUGUGUAUCUCUUACUCAAAAUUGGUAUUUAAUAAAUCACAUUUAACAUUACAAUUGAGAUUGUUUAUACUAUUUGUGUUAAAACAUUUAGCUAAAUUUUAUAAGCAAAAUAGUUACCUGACACUGUAAUUACUAAUUUCCAGUGUUAAUUGUCCUCAAUUUUGAAAACAAUUACAUUAAAACUUUGUAACACGAUGUGCCACAAGUGAUACACCGCAAUUGUUCAAAGGCAUAGCAACUUAUGUUUACUAAAACUGUGUAUAAUUAAUCUUGUGCAAGUUUUUAAACACUAAAGUAAAACAUAUCACUAUUACCAAAUAUUGAAUCUAUUUCCUAAGUGUAUGUGUGCCACAAACAAAAUACAUGGUCAAGUGAAGUAUUUAUAUAGUUUCCUCAAUUUAACAAUGUUAUUAUCUACAUAAUAAAAAAAACCUAAGUAAGUUAUUAAGUUCUUACAAGAAGUGUUCAUUAUACUUAAAUGGCCCCUUAUGUUAUUUUUUUACAUAUUAUUCAUGUACAUUUAAUAGUUAUUUUACCCAUACUUUUCAAAAGGUAUGUUGUGGAUCACUGGUACUAUAUCUAAUAUUUAUGGUUUUUAUAAUAAUAUAAUUUCCAAAUUCAUAUGCCAUCAGAAUAUGUUUUUAUAAUUUAAUUACACUUUUUAAUUUAUUAAGGUGUCUACAAGUGGUGCACACUUUAGUUUAAAAGAAAUUCCUACUUCCUAUCUAAUUGUAAACGUGUUAAAAUGAAAACAUUUAGAAGAUGACAAAGUGUUUAAGCAAUAUAAGUUGUUUACACAUACGUUACUACAUCAAAAGCAAAAGUUAUCGCUCAAACGUUGCAGUGCUUCAGUUGUUGCAUGUUUGAUGUAUUCUUGACCAACCAACCGUGUUUGACAUUAUCAAUCAUAUGGCUGUGAUAAGAGAACUGUCUGGAGGUUAAGUUUCUUCAACAGUCAUAUUUUGGCAAAAUUAUAAAAACUCAUUUUAAAAGUCAAAAACUCCAUCAGUUUGGAUAGAUUGCUAUUCUACAAAAUUAUGUAAUUCUGAUUUAGAUAUGUCAGAUAAUUUAUAUACAAGAAAUACAUUAUAUUCUAGAAAUAACAUUUAAUUUCUCAGCUUGUCACAAAUGUGUUAGUUAAACGUAUAAAAUCUUUAGAAUCCUAAUGGCUAGAAAGCCUUCAUACAUUUGCUUUCUCUUGGUCUCUUCUCUUCAUAUAUAUAUUUGCAUAUAUCUUUAGCUCUAGCUUUCUGGUGGUAUGCAUCAUUCUUCCUGCCUUUACACCAAAGCUUUCUUAUAAUGUAUUCUAUUCUGUGGCAUAUCUUCAGAUUACUUCGUGAUAUAUCCUCACUUUUGCUGAUGCACACUACUUCUUGCUGUAUAUAAUCUUUUUCUUAUCUGGAAUGCCUUCAUAUUCCGUUAUGGUACAUUCCCUUUAUUCUUCUUCCAUACCCUUUCAUGAAGUGUAUCCUCUUUCUUAUCUGGCAUAGUUUCAUGUUCUUUGUGGUACAUUCUCAUUCUUCUUGUUCAUAUUCUUUCUUGUGGUGUACCCUGCUAUUAUUAUCUAGUAUGCUCUCGUGCUUCUUUUUUGUACAUCCUUAUUCUUCUUAUGUAUACCCUUUCUUGUGGUGUAUCAUCUUACUUUUUGUGGCAUACUUUAUUCUUUUGUAGUAAACACUCAAGUUUUAUUGCUUACUCUCAUUAUCUAUAGAGGUGUUUUUAAAAAUUCUUUAGUAACAUACCAAUAAUUUUCCUUUGACAUAAUAAGUUACAUGUAAAAUCUUUUUGUUGUUGUGUACCCUCAAGCUCUCUUGGGUUGUAUCUUUAUACUCUUUCAUAGCAUAUUCCUUUUAUUCUCUGUGAUACAUUAUAAUUCUUCUUGUGGCAUACCCUCAGGUUAUUUUCUGAUACAUCAAUGGCAUACUUUUACUAUCUUGUAAUAUACAGUAUGUUCAUAGUGAUUUGAAGCAUACCCUUAGGUUCUUUUGUAGUACAUCCUCAAAAUUAAAAUCUCUAUAUGGAUAAAUUGUUGGUAAACUUUGAAUUUAAUAACUGACACUCUGAUUUAAAAUUCAGUCUUAAUGGAUUUAUUCUAUUUCAUAGAUUUAACGAAAAACAUCAAUUGAGCCAUCAAUGAUAGCUGCAUCAGCAACCCUUGUGGUGAUGAACAAAUUACUCUUUCUAGGUAGUAUCAGGAUAUAAGAAACAAUCUAGUCACAAAUUAUUAAGACACUACAAAACUGCUAUUUCAAAGAUUAUAAUUUCCAGGGUAAGUUAUAUAAAUGGCUCUCCUUCCUGUAUUAGUAUGAUAAUUUCUUUCAUAUUCAGAUGACCAUACAAUAAAAAAUAAAUUGCUCAUAGAGUUAUAAGAAGAAUUUUAAAUUGGAGUUUCGUUUCAACACUGACCUAAUUAUUUCAUACAAUGUGAAUUAAUUACUCUUAUAUGUGAAUAAAAAAACAGCUGACAGCUUAACCUUAUAACCAUUUUAAUGACUUAACAACUGAACAAUGUUAUAAAAAUAAUAAUAACCAGGACUAUUUGGUAAACCUUUACAAAUAUAAUAUGAAAGAAAUCUCUAGUUGCAAUGAUUAUUGACUUUUGAUUGAGUUGAAUAUCACAACAUGGAUGGGAAGAAACAUAACCUCAAUCAUCAUAAAGAUGUUAGAUAGACCCGUAGAUAGAGAAAACCCACUGAACAGUGCCGUAACCACAAAAAACUUUGAGGUCCAGACAUUUAGUUCAAAAUAAUUCUUCUAGCACAAAGUAGCCAUAGCAAAUGAUACUGACUUUAUCAGUAUAUAGAUAAAGCUAACUUCUUCUGUUGUACAAAUUGGUAUACACUGGAGUAAUACUAUACUGGUUGAUAUAUGUUUUUUCAGCAACAUUAUCAUUGAAUUUAGUUUCCACUGGUGUUUUUAACAAUUUAUACAACAGAAAAAGUGCAAAUAAAAGUAGGAAAAAUAUUGAAUCAAAACAUGGUUUAACGAAUAAUUAUUUACUAUGCUCAAAUCUCCAUUAAAAAAUUAUAAAUACUGCUUUUAAAUAUUUUAAUCUAUAAUCCCACUAUUUGAAGCUUAUCUUUUACUUCUGGUACUAUAGAUUUUACGAAACUUUCUUGAGUAAUCUUAAUAACUACCUAUCCAUAAAUAGUUAAGUACCAAUUUAUAUUUAUUAGUCAAUAUUUAAUAAAAUUACUAUCCACUUAUUGAUAAUUACAGUAUAAUUAUAGACCAGUACGUUACAGUAUUUUCAAUUACAUAUUCUAAUAAAACCCUAACCUGUUACUGUAAUUGAUUUUUAUAUAAACGAUGUUGAUAUAACUUUCAUUAUUAUGAUGUUACACUAUGAGAAGGUUAUUAAUUUUGUUAUUAAACGCUUUCUUUUUUAUUAAGUAAGUAAACAGAUUAAAAACUGUUCUGUGAAAUCUUUUUUUCAAGAAAUAUUCAAUGGUAGGACAUUUUUUUAUCAUAUGCUGUUAAAAGUAAACUUAUAACAAUUGUUGUCAUGUCAUGAUUAGUUCCUGAGUAUUAUAAAACAGAUAUAUUUUUUAGUGAAUUGUUACAAACAAAUAUCCAAAGUUCCCUACCUUUAAAAAUGUGUUAAGUGGGUAUGUUUAAGAAAAAUCAUUUGGAUUUUUAAUGCUAAUACUUUAAUUACAUCUCCAAAUGUACAUAGAGUAGUGACGGGGCUAGAUCAAUGUCGACUCUCCCACUCAGGGAUGCCAACUGAUGUGUGGACAGAUGUUGUAGCCAUUUGUGUUGUUGUAGUGGUAGUAAACACAGUAGCCAACCUAACCUUCCAGGCCUUUUUUGUUUGUGGUGUUUUUAAUUUGGACGAUCGUUUUAAAUAUGAUAUCUCAAAGUUUUUGUAAUAUAUCAUAAUUAAAAAAUAUAAAUAAAAACUGUAAAAUUCACCCUUACAUUAUAAUACAUGAAUAUCUAUAAUUUUAUAGAUGUAAAUGUAAAUGAUAAUGAUGAAUAUUUGCUACUUUAGUUUAAGAUAUGAAAAUACAACCAAAUAUCUCUAUAAAUGUGAUCUUUAAUUAAUAUACAUAGUUUUAAACGUACAAUCAGCAUCAGUUCGUGUCUCUCCGGUUCCUGCUCCUCCAAAACACUAAAAUCAACAACUCGUUCACAAAAAUCAUACCCCAUUAUCAUUUAGAUGAGAAAGAUGCAUCAGAGUCACUUUACUAUCUCUCUCCAGUUCCUGUUCUUCUAAAACACUAAAAUUAAUAACUGGUUCACAAUAAACCUACCCCUUUGUUAUUUAGAUAAGAAAGAUGCAUCAGAGUCACUUUCCUAUCUCUCCAGUUCCUGGAGAGAACAACUAAAACACUAAAAUCAACAACUGCUUCACAAUAAUUCUACAAAUCAUUUAGAUGAGAAAGGUGUAAUCACUUUUCUGUCUGUCCAGUUUUUUGCUUUCCUUUCUUCUAGUUUUUGGAGAUGGCAUAAUAAGAAAUAAUUCUAAGUUUAGACCCAAGGAACUUCUCUCCUCCCCCAGGAACCAACUAUUCAUAAAGACAAAUUACAUUAUAAUAAUAACACAAGAAAAUUAUCACUGUUUUAGACUGAAGAAUUUCAAAUAAACCAUUUGUUAGGCUACUAAAUGUUUUAUUUCUUUUAUAAAAAAUAAUAAAUCUGUUAAAUUUAUUUUCCAGUUAUAUAGUUUAAUAUUGCCUUAACAUUUUCGUUUCACUAUUGAAGAAAUUAUAAUCAAAACAUUUGCUAUUGUAUUUGCCAUUUGAUAGGGUAGCUUUCUAAUAUAUACAUUCUUCAACAUUGGAAAUAGCUAUUGUUACCCCUAUAAAAUCUCUCUAAAAAAAGAAACUUCACUUAAUUUUUCAGGCAUAUGAAAAUUAGCUAUUGUUAUUCUUUGAAACCUAUACAUUUCAAAACUUACCUGAAAUGAAUGUUUUAAUAACCACGAUAAAACAAAAACCUACACAGCUAUUUUUGAUCAGACAAGUAGAAUCUACUUUUUUAAAUCAAGAAGAAAUCACAAAGAAAUGAUCGUCCAAUACGCAGUACUAUGAUAGAGAACAUGUUGACACCAAAUGUGUUACAUUCUUGUUUUAUGUUAUGUUCUGUGACGCCACCUUGGUUGUUGUACAUAUGCUCACAUACAACGUAUAUAACAUUUAUAUACAUAUAAAUAAAGCUGAAUAAGUCA